AGCUUCUUCCUCCUCUCAAGAUAAAGUCUAGCCGGAUUUUUUUGUUUGCAGGGUAUUAGCGCCAUAUAGACGCCACUCGCACUCGGAUACGGAUUCGGAUUUGGGCUCGGGCUCGUGUAUAUAACCAACUAUUUGGAAGCCUUCGUGGACAUCAGUCGUUCAUUCGCGAUCGUUGCCAACGCGUGCUGAAAGAUGGAUCUCGAGCGCGUCCUGGAAAAGUGUGGGAACUUCGGUCCCUACCAGAUCCUAUUACUGGGUCUCUACGGAUGGACAAACAUUGUGUCCUCUCUACACUACUUCUCACAGACCAUCAUCAGUUUUACGCCCUCGCACAGAUGCUCUGUGCCGUUAAACCAAUAUCCAGGAAACUAUACAGAACUAACAAGUUGCAGUUAUAGAAUGUAUGAUCCAGACAAUAGCUCAUAUUGGGAGUCCAAGUGCGAGGCAUGGGACUUUGAAAAGGAAAGUGGCUACGAAAGCAUCACCACCGAGCUCGGAUGGGUCUGCGACGAUGCCUACAAGCUGGCGGUGGGCCAGUCCUUUUUCUUCAUAGGCUCUGUCCUGGGCAGCAUCUUUUUUGGCUAUCUGGCGGAUCGCAUUGGCCGACUGCCAGCCUGCGUCUUGACCACCUUGACUGGAGCUUCUGGGGACUUCUUCACCUCCUUUGUGAACAAUCUGCCCUGGUUCUGCUUCACACGAUUUGUUUCCGGUCUCUCCACGGAUACGCAAUAUGUUCUCAUGUACAUUUUGGUGUUUGAGUACCUAAGCCCAAAGCACCGCACCUUCGGACUUAAUAUCAUCCUGGGCGUAUUCUAUUGCAUCGGAUUGAUGAUCUCCCCAUGGAUGGCCAUUUACUUGGGUAGCUGGAGAAGCUAUCUCUGGGCCGCUUCCCUGCCAGCUCUGGGAAUGCUGUCCUUCCCUGUUUUCCUCCACGAGAGCGUCGAGUGGUUGCUGACCAAGGGCAAGUUCGACAAGGCUGUUAGCAAUCUUAAGCGCAUUGCGAAAUUCAAUGGACGAGAGGUAGAGGACUCUGUGUUUGAUGAGUUCAUUAAACACUACCGUGAAAAACUGAAAAGGGUGGAGAACAAGUCCUCAGAUACUUUCAUGGGCAUGUUGAGAACACCCAGACUGAGAAAGUUUACCAUAAUCCUCUUGAUUAAAUCAAUGAUCGUGACCAUUGCCUUUGAUAUCCUGAGCCGUAAUGUGGAAGGCGUUGGCAUUUCUCCCUUUAACCUCUUCUCCUACACUGGAUUCUGUUACUUGCCAGCCGGGCUCAUCAUUAUUCUGUUCCAAAAUAAGAUUGGCCGGAAGGGAAUGGCCUGCUCCUCGCUCUUUGUUGGCGGAGUCAUCACGGCGGCCACUGGUUACCUGCUGGCUACCCUCAGUCCGGAGCAACACUCCCUUAUCCUGGCCUUCAUGGUGGGUCUGGGGAGGUUCGGUGCUGUGGUGGCCUACGACGCAGAGGCCCAGUAUGCGGCGGAGAUCAUACCGACCAGCGUCCGGGGCAGAGGAGUCGCCAACAUCCACGUGGUGGGAAAUGGAUUCGGGUUCUUCAGUUCGUACAUCAUUUUUCUGGGCACGAUCUUCAAGCCCCUGCCCUCCAUGCUCAUCAGUGUUCUGCUCUUCAUUGGAGCGGCACUCUGCCUCGUUCUUCCCGAGACCCUGCACAAGCAACUACCUCAGACCCUGGAAGAGGGCGAGACAUUCGCCAAAGGCGAGAAGUGGUACUUCUUCCCUUGUUUCUCGCAAAGACAACAGAAAACCAAAACAGCAGCUAAGCUAGAAUAUGCCAAUGAAUUUACUAAGUAGUUAUAAUGAAUGUACAUAAACAAAAUAAAAUAUAAUUCUCCA
Molecule: messenger RNA, 1851 nt
Organism: Drosophila bipectinata
Lineage: Eukaryota; Metazoa; Arthropoda; Insecta; Diptera; Drosophilidae
Product: organic cation transporter protein
Biological process (GO): transmembrane transport
Molecular function (GO): transmembrane transporter activity
Source: RefSeq, a predicted model, not a curated record